UUUUCUACGCUCCCGGACGCUUUCCCUACCUGGAAUACUAGCAUGCGACGAUGACUUCUAAGGAACGAAGACCAGACAAGCACGGGUCUGAUAUGUGGCGGGGUGAUGCACCUUCCGCAACGCAGAAAAUCAAGAAACUAAUGGAGCCGCAUCGGGCUAAAGGAGCGCUGUGGAAAUGGCUCAUGCUCGGCUUGGGCACGAUGCUCGGUGUGGUGACAAUGGAUGUUGUAAGGAAAUCGGCAACAAUCGCCCAGACUACCGCUAUUCCUGUCGAAAUUCUUGCCCCCUUGAUGGAUACUUCUACCAGUAGCACUAUUAUGAGUGUCGAGCUAGUGCCUGGGAUGAAGGAGCUUCCCCGUGAUUUCACAGUCACCGAUUUCCAGAAGCAGCUCUGGUGGGGAGAAGCGAUCCGGGAAAGCGACAACCAGAUCAUUGUUGAAACAAUCGAAGUUGCAAUCGCGUAUUGUAGUUCAGACCUGAAUCUAAUUUACGAAUCUGUUCUGAGUCAAGUACCCAACCAGAAACAGGCGACAGUGAAAAUAACCGUAUUGUCCAAAUGUGGGAACGAAGCGGACGUGCCCAACUUUAUUGAGGAUCCUCGUGUCAAGCUUGUUGAAGUUAUUCCGUUGCCCAAUGUGGGCGGAUGCGAUUACGCAUAUGCCUAUUUUGUCAAUCACUAUGUUGCCAAGACAACUCCUGAAGAAGCGGCGUCGUCCGUGGUUCUGUUUACAGAGGACACCCCGAGGACAAUGGAAAACUUCCGAAUACGGCCAGUCUACAAGGGAUACCGAAAUAUAACUGAAAUGCUUCGGAUUGCGUCGGGAGGUGAAUUUGCCUGUGGCGUCACACCAGACUGCGCAUAUUCCGCAUUUCACGAUACGCCUACGCUGUAUGAAUUUCGGAUAAAUGGUUAUGCAAGAACUGUUGUACAAAGGGGGCAAAGUGUAAUAGAGGACAACAAGGACUUUAAUUUGCUCCGGUAUCAGAAUCUUAGAGAGUGGCAUGAAAAGGCUCUCAACUGGACAUUUCCGAACAGUAGAGUUACUGCUGUUUGCUACGCAGCAACAUUCAUGAUCCCAGCAUGGCGUAUACUCAACUUAUCGCAGCAACCCAUAGAGCGACAUGUUAUGAAAACUCUUGAAAAGGAAAUGGCUCGGAAUGUUAGUAGCUCAAUUGAAGGGCACUUUUCGGAGAGAACAUGGGCUGGCUUUUAUUCGGUCCCUUUGGAUGAAGACCAUACCAACUUAAUCCUUGACAUGAAAUCAAAGAUUGUGCUCCGACAGGGGGCGUAUCAUGGACUUCUCAAGAGCAAUAGGGAGCGGAUGUGUUAGUGCAACAAUUUCUCGCAUAAGCUGAGAUGCUUUGCUGGCUAGGACCUAUUUCGCUAUUAUGGAAUCCGGAUAUGGAAUUCCAUCUUAUAUCCGGGCCGCUUUACAUUUAUUGUAAAUGAGGUGUUUUAAGCCUAACAGUCAAUGACAAAAAAAAAACGCAAAUAUGCU
This is a messenger RNA of Phaeodactylum tricornutum CCAP 1055/1, 1499 nucleotides long. RefSeq lists its product with no specific name. NCBI's taxonomy places the organism in Eukaryota, Bacillariophyta, Bacillariophyceae, Surirellales, Neidiaceae. The record is from RefSeq and is a predicted model, not a curated record. The transcript has a single exon. Bases 51 to 1331 code for a protein of 426 amino acids.